Molecule: messenger RNA, 2826 nt
Organism: Anolis carolinensis (green anole)
Lineage: Eukaryota; Metazoa; Chordata; Lepidosauria; Squamata; Anolidae
Product: transmembrane O-methyltransferase homolog
Exons: 3
Coding region: 579-1358 (259 amino acids)
Biological process (GO): dopamine metabolic process; developmental process; catecholamine catabolic process
Molecular function (GO): catechol O-methyltransferase activity
Source: RefSeq, a predicted model, not a curated record
UGCUCUGAGUCCUCUUUGGGGUGAGAAGGGUGGGAUAUAAAUGUAGUAAAUAAAUGCAGUAAAUAAUAAAUAAAUAAAUAAAUUUUAGACUUAGGCUCACCCAAAGUCUGAAAUGACUUGAAGGCACACAACAACAACAACAACAACCCUAAUUAACUUGACUAUCUCAUUGGCCAGAAGCAGGACCACACUUCCCAUUGAAAUCCUGAUAAAUGUAUGUUGGUUAAAAUUGUCUUUAUUUUUAAAUAUUGUAUUGUUCUUUCAUUGUUCUUGUUCUUGUUGUUGUUGUUUUUGCACUACAAAUAAGACAUAUGCAGUGUGCAUCGGAAUUUGUUUGUAUUUUUUUUUUCAAAUGAUAAUCCGGCCCCUCAACAGUCUGAAGGAUUGUGGACCGGCCCUCGGCUUAAAAAGUUUGAGGACCCCUGGUCUAACUCAUUGAUAGAGACAUAGCGUGGCACAUUGUACUUCUGCUGGGAUCCCAGUAAGGGUCUGGGCAAGGGAAGGGUGUCCCUAAUGUUCACCUCGUGCUUCCUGCAGGUCUGAGGGUCACCUGAGGACACGGAGGUGGUGGCGGAGGGAUGGUGUCCCCGGCGCUGGCGUUGGCCUUCCUGCCCUUUGUGGCCACCCUACUCAUCCGCUACCGGCACUACUUCUUGCUCUUCUACCGAGCGGUCCUGGUGCGGCACCUGAGGGACUUCCUGACCGGCCUCCCCCGGGAGGAGCGCGCCUUCCAGUACCUGCUGACCCACGCCAUCCCCGGGGACCCCCAGCACAUCCUGGAGACCUUUGACCAGUGGAGCACCCACUGCGAGUACCUCAGCAACCUGGGCCCACAGAAAGCCAAGAUCCUGGAGCGGCUGAUCUACGAAAAGGCCCCGCUGACCGUCCUGGAACUGGGCACCUAUUGUGGCUAUGGCACGGUGGUCAUUGCGCAGGCACUGCCACUGGGCGCCCGGGUCUACACCGUGGAGAUGGACAGCCGCAAGGCCGCCGUGGCCGAGAAGGUCAUCCGCCUGGCCGGCUUCGACGACGACACGGUGGAACUGAUUGUGGGCUCCUCAGAGGAGGUCAUCCCGCAGCUGAAGGAGAAGCAUGGCUUGUUCCACGUGGACCUGGUCUUCAUGGACCACUGGAAGCGCUGCUACCUGCGCGACCUGCAGCUGCUGGAGGCCCACGGACUUCUCCCUGAAGGGGCCUCCAUCCUGGCCGACAACGUCAUCUUCCCAGGAGCCCCCCACUUCCUCCAAUACGUCAAGGCCUGCGGGAAGUACAAGUGGAGGGUGCACCGGACCAGCCUCCAGUACUUCCGGGCCAUUCCCGACGGGAUGGCGCAGCUCACCUACACCGGGGAAGAGUGAGGAGGGAGGGGGUAGCGAACCCGCUCAGGUGGAAGGGGUCCCCAAGAGGCCAUCUAGCCUGAUCCCAGGCAAAGGGUCACAUUGGACCUCAGUUUCAAAACUUGCAAAAAUGGAGAGUCCUUCCAGAAAACUGCUUAACUGGAAAGGUACCCCCAAAGGCCAUCUAGUCUGACCCUAUUCUGCCAUAGAGGCAUGUAAAUUGAACGUAGACUCGGAAGGGACCCAUUCAAAAUAACAAAGAUGGGAGAGUCCUUCUAGAAAACUGUUCAGCUGGAAGGGAACCCCAAAGGCCAUCUAGUCUGACUCUAUUCUGCCGUGGAGGCAUGCAAAAUGGAUGCACUCUUGGAAGGGUCCUAUUCAAACUCAGUUUGAAAACUUCCAGAGAUGGAGAGUGUAAAGGACUAUGAACGUGUAACACCAAUGUGGAAAGAUGCAGACCACCAAAGACGCAGGGAGAUGUUUACUUUUACUUUAAAGGGUAGUGCAACUUGGUUUAGAAUAUAUGUGAUAGAGGCUUAGAUGUUGGAAGAACAAUAACAAGUUUAUUCAGGCACAGAGCUUAGUGGUUACAAUUUUGUUUCUCACUUAGAGGUAUUCUUAUUAACAGUUACAAUACUAGAACGAGAUGAAUCAACUCUCUAAAGUAUCACUUCUUUUACUUAAAGUAGUGAAAACUUCUUCCUCUGCUACUUUUAAACCGUUAGUUCAAUGGAUCUCUGUGAGUCCAGGUGGGAUCGGUUCCCAAAGUCUGAACUUGGACUAUCCAGUGACUUCAAACCACAGUCACCCCUGUGAUAUACUAUCACAGAUUCUCUGUGCCUUUCCAGGACACAGACUACAUUAAAUAAGUCACCAAACUUAUUUAAAACCGAAUCAAAAUGAACAAUUGAUUCUCCUAGAUCCCAUCAACCUGGAAUCAAUCUUCCCUGUGCCUCAUCAGAGCACAGACUGACUGACUUUUUAAAACUCUGCACUUCUUCACUAAACGGCAGUUGGCUCCACCUACUUCUCCAUGGCAACCAGCCUCUGAGUGCUGAGAUGCAAUAACUGUAAUACUUCCCCUUUUAAAACAUAAAUACACAAUUAAACAUAACAUCUGUAAACCAAAAUUCGUACUUCAUUACAGAGAGUCCUUCUAGAAAACUGCUCAGCCGGAAGGGAACCCCAAAGGCCAUCUAGUCUGACCCUAGUCUGUCAUAGAGGCAUGCAAAAUGGAUGCAGUCUGGGAAGGAGACAUAAUGUGCACCUUGCUUAUCCACAAUUGCAACCUCAUUGUUUUUAAUUUGAUGUUUUAAUUCUGUGUUGUUGUUUUUUCACCUAUUGUGUAUAUUUUAUUAUUGGUUUCUGUUGUUGUCCUUUGAUGUUUCAUAUUUUAUCAUUGCUUGUAUUUUGAUUUUGCUGUAUGCCGUCCCGAGUCCCCUUCGGGGGAGAUGGAGGCGGGAUAUAAAUAAACUUCUUCUUCUUCUUC